Messenger RNA from Thalassophryne amazonica, 684 nucleotides. Its product is annotated as ataxin-7-like. Bases 113 to 517 code for a protein of 134 amino acids. The record is from RefSeq and is a predicted model, not a curated record. The transcript is spliced from 3 exons. NCBI's taxonomy places the organism in Eukaryota, Metazoa, Chordata, Actinopteri, Batrachoidiformes, Batrachoididae.
GACUUACUCUCCAGUGUAUGUGGCAGUCAGUCAUCACCUAAACUGAUGAGGAUCCACUGAUUGAUUUCAAAACUUAAGUUCCUUGUCUUUUUCGUUUUUUCUAGCGGAAAGAAUGUCGGAAAGGGCCGAGGAUGACGUCAGAGGGGAGCAGCGCCGAGCGCCCAGGCAGCAGCUGAAGCAGCAGCAGAUCCAGCGGGGAGAAGGCUCCACAGCAAUGGCGACUGUUGCGGAGCGGAGAUCCAUGCCGAGUCCAGAAAUAAUGCUGGGACAGCCUUGGAGCAGCUGGGUCGACGCUGCCAAACUCCACGGAAACGACGGUGCUGAAUCAGAGGAAAGUUUCAAAGACUUCGGGAAAAAUCGAGAAGCCAUGCGUCUGAGCAGAGAAGGUGAGUGUCUUUUCUUCUUCUCGGGCCAAAGGUGUAUUUUUCUGCCGGUAGUUUGUGGACAUAUACGCGCUAACAUUUUCAGGCGUCAUGUCGGACAAAAUCUAAACCCAGUCAUCGGCUUUCCCAUUUAGCAGCACCACCGGAUAUAAUCAAUGAAACGUGUGUUAUUCGCGGCUUAGUUGACAUUUACAUCCCUACCCCAAAAUAACUGGCCUGGUAACAACUUUAGACUUGCUGUAGUUAAUUAUAGGCCAAACACGGUGAUAUUAUGUUCGCAGUCUGAUUUGCAGUGAUGUCU